Molecule: messenger RNA, 3193 nt
Organism: Ceratosolen solmsi marchali
Lineage: Eukaryota; Metazoa; Arthropoda; Insecta; Hymenoptera; Agaonidae
Product: GTPase-activating Rap/Ran-GAP domain-like protein 3
Exons: 17
Coding region: 15-3128 (1037 amino acids)
Biological process (GO): regulation of small GTPase mediated signal transduction
Molecular function (GO): GTPase activator activity
Source: RefSeq, a predicted model, not a curated record
AGGUGGGCCCGGUCAUGCUGUGUCUGGACAUGAAGCUGGUAUCGCGGCUGCGGGGCCACUCCUCGGGCUCCGGCUCGAGUAACGGCCUCUCGGGACCCGGGGGCCAUCAGAAGAAGGGCCCGCGCCGCGGCAGCGGCGGCACCCUCAGUCCCGUGAGCGACGACCGCGACUGCAGCGACGACGAGGGCAUACCCAGCAUCAGGAUCGUGAGGGACAGGUCGCGCUCCGUCUGCAUGCCCGUCCUCACCUCCUCGCAGCUGAGGCACCUGCACAGGCGCGCCAGCCACCACCUAUCAUCGACUGACACAGUCUCACGCCGAGGUGUCCUGUCGCGGCGAUGCUAUGGCAGUGUGGAAAUGCUGCCGCAGAUCGAGCAGGAUGGGGUGGACGGGCGCCGAUUCCGGGUGGAAAAUGGCGACUCGCCGGGCGAGAAAGAGGAGAUGUUCGGGUCACCAAGCACACCUGUACUCGAGAAUCCAGAAUACCAGACGCGCUGGUACUUCAAGUAUUUCCUUGGCAAAUUGCACCAGAAUUACGUGGCCGCGGAUCAGGAGAGGAACCCCUUGUUCCUCUCGGUAGUCAUCAGCGAGGGCGGUGAUCGAUGUGUGCCACAUUACCGAGUGAUACUUUGGCGGCGGACGGGCGCGCAGAAGAUAUCCCUGCCGUACUCCAGCAAUAAGUCGAUGACCGUUAGACAGAUACUCAGCAACUAUUUUGGGAUUGAGAAGCUCGAGAAAGUGCCGAGGGAAGUCGUCUCUCCUGAAAUUCAAAAAGAUCUGCUAUUAUUAGAAGAACAAGAGGGUUCUGUGAAUUUCAAAUUCGGAGUAAUUUAUGCAAAAGAAGGCCAAACGACGGAUGACGAAAUGUUAUCCAAUGAGACCGGAAGCCCGGAAUUUGACAAGUUCCUGGAGGUAUUGGGACAAAAAAUACAUCUCCGAGGAUGGGACAAAUAUCGAGGUGGCCUGGACAUAAAAGGCGACAUGACGGGCAAGGAAAGCAUCUACACGGUGUAUGCGGGCCACGAGGUAAUGUACCAUGUCUCGACGAUGCUGCCACACUCGAAGGACAAUCCCCAGCAACUCGAGCGCAAGCGACACAUCGGCAACGAUAUCGUCAACAUCAUCUACACGGACGACCCGAGCCUCCUCGAGAGCUUCAAUCCCAACUGCAUCAAGAGCCAAUUCACCCACGUGUUUGCCGUGAUAACGAGUGACAAGGUUGACGACACGGAUGGCCCCACCUGGCGCAUCGCCAUCUACUGCGACGAGAGUGUUCCGCUCUUCGGGCCGAGCCUCCCGUGCCCUCCCGUCUUCGAGGACCCCGGCAACUUCCGGGAGUUCCUCCUUGUGAAGCUCAUCAAUGGUGAGAAAGCGACUUUCGACACGCCCACGUUCUCGCGAAAGCGGGAGCGUACCCUCGACAUGCUCCUCAGGGACAUGUACCAGGAGCACACGCAGGACAGCAAAAGCAACACAAUGCUGAAUCGGCGGGCACUGUCGGACGUCGUGGAGACGCCGGGGCGCAGGCGCGAGGAGACCCGAGCCGCGGAGAUGGUGCGGGUCGGCCAGGCGCUCAAGCUCGAGGCGAUAGUCCAUGGAUUGGCGCCUACGUCCCUCGCGACCGUCGGCCCCCUCAAGCCCCGGCCCUGGGAGCCCCGAUGCAUAUACCCGGACUUUCCCCACGAGGUCGUAUGCGGCGACGUGUGGGUCGAAGGUCGGCUCGUUGUCGCCAGCGAAAGCGGCACUUACCUACUGGAAGACAACAUGACGCACCGGCUACUCUUCGACAAAAGCGUGCAGAUGAAGCAGCUAGACGUGAUCGAACAGCACGGUAUCCUGCUCUUCCGCACCGGGGACAAAGGCAAGGACUGCAACGUGCACGUGUUCCGGCUGAGCGAGCUCGAGGCCGACGGCGAAUCAUCCGCCUCGUCGUCGGCAGGCCCGAGCAACGAGGCCCAAGACGACGAUGACGAGGACGAGGACGAGGAGCAGGAAACCGGCUCGAGGCUUCGACAGCCUAGCGCCAGAACGCGGGCCCAGACGAAGCAGCGCAGGCUCGAACGUACCAAGGGCUGCCAUCUUUAUUGCCUCACUAGGCCUGGGGGCUCGCACCUGAGAAUGUGCGUCUCAGUGGGUAAGCGUCUGAGCGUCCUCCAGUGGAAGCACAACGCCGCCUGGACGACGUGGUGCGCGGCAGCGGACACGGACACCGUCGACGGUUUCCUGCUGCUGCGCGAGCUCCAAGCGAGCGAGCCGCCGACGAUAAUGACGAUAAUCGAGAGCCAGGAACCCGGCCGCGAGUGGAUGAUCUGCUGUGGUCUGCGCCACCACUUCGAGCUCAUCUACGCGGACGGGGGCUCGCGAAGCCUCCACCUGGAGGCCAGCGCCAAGCCGCACCUCGUCGCGGCCCUGGACUUCUGCGAGGACGAGGAGCCUGAACUACUAUUAUGCUAUAACAAUACCUGUCACUUUCAAAAACUGUCCGACGAAAGCUCAGCGCCAAUGGAGUUCGACUUCAACUGGAACUCCGUGCCAAUCGCCGUAGCCUGCGCAUUCCCGUACGUGAUCGCCUUCACCGCCGACACGAUGGAAAUACGGCUGAUUAUCAACGGCAACCUCGUGCACACGAUCGCGAUGCCAAACCUCAGCCUCAUCACCUCCAAGCAGGAUAUAUUCUUCGCCUCGACCGCCCCGGAAUUCCUCGCCUUCAAGCUCGAUAAGGACGAGAGGAACCACAGCCCGCCCUCGUCGCAGUCCAGCCUGCAAACAUCGAUCAUUCACGCUGCCCAUAAUCGAAAAGCCAAAUAUUCCAUUUGCCACUCGAAUUACAUACGUCUCUCGUAUAUCUACGAUCCAACAGGCAGCCAGGGUGAGUCGGGAAUAGCGAUGCGCAUCUACCGGAUCCCCUUGCAGACGCUCUCGCGCACGGGGAUGACGAGCUGCGGUCAGCGACGUUGCCCGAGUCCCGCCGACCCGGAUCCCGGUUCCGAGAGCGGACCCAGCUCCAGCUCCAAUAGCAACUUCCUGAGCGCUGAGCCCCAGCAACAUCAUCGGAUGCUCAGCCGUUCGUGCAGUAGCAGCCCGACCCCCAGCCUCGGUGCCUCGGUCUCGAGCUCCUCCAGCAAGUGAGCGCGGCCAAUGGAAGUCAACGAGAAUGAGGUGGAGGAAGUGGAGGAAAAAAAGGAUAAGAAGAA